This is a messenger RNA of Venturia canescens, 9245 nucleotides long. It is a transcript of the gene shi, whose product is annotated as dynamin-1 shibire. Gene Ontology annotation, molecular function: GTP binding; microtubule binding; GTPase activity. Gene Ontology annotation, biological process: receptor-mediated endocytosis. The record is from RefSeq and is a predicted model, not a curated record. Bases 354 to 2912 code for a protein of 852 amino acids. The transcript has 19 exons. Lineage: Eukaryota; Metazoa; Arthropoda; Insecta; Hymenoptera; Ichneumonidae. Gene Ontology annotation, cellular component: synapse; microtubule; cytoplasm.
ACACGAUCAAAUAAAGAUCGCAAGCAUUUGCGUUUCUAUAUCGUGUAGUAGGUGUACUUUAGGUUGCUUUAGCUACCCCUACCGUCGAUAGGAGGUGGUGGCAGUUCGGUGUUGCCCACGGGACGCAACGGUCGCGAGAAUUUCGAUAUAAUAGCAAGAAAGGACGAAUAGAGAGAAAAGAAAAGAAAAACUCCUCGUCCCGUGUGUCGUCCGCGGGUCGAUGCGUGCGUGGAAGUGAGAUCGCGAAAAAAAACAAAAUUACAAAAUAAUAAUAGAAGUUCGAAAAACACGCACAUUUUCCGAGGCUCAGCCCCGGUGACAAAAAACAGUGAAUAUAAAGAAACCCGUUAAAAAUGGCAGGAAAUACGGGAAUGGAGCAGUUGAUCCCGAUCGUUAACAAACUCCAGGAUGCAUUCACCCAGCUUGGUGUGGCUAUGCAACUCGAUCUUCCACAGAUCGCUGUUGUGGGCGGUCAGAGUGCGGGAAAGAGUUCCGUACUCGAGAAUUUCGUUGGCAAGGACUUCUUGCCUCGAGGUUCAGGCAUCGUUACCAGAAGACCACUCAUUCUACAGCUAAUCAACAGCAUCAGUGAAUCCGCCGAAUUUCUACACUGCAAAGGCAAAAAAUUCGUGGAUUUCGACGAAGUCAGGAAGGAAAUAGAAGCGGAGACGGAUCGCGUGACCGGAAGCAACAAAGGGAUAUCCAACGUGCCCAUAAAUUUGAGGGUAUAUUCGCCCAACGUUCUGAAUCUGACUUUGAUCGAUUUGCCCGGACUGACGAAGGUCCCGAUUGGCGAUCAGCCGGCUGACAUUGAGGCGCAGAUCAAAGGAAUGAUAUUUCAAUUUAUCAAGAAAGAGAAUUGCCUCAUAUUGGCUGUAACCCCGGCUAAUACUGAUCUCGCCAACAGCGAUGCACUCAAGCUUGCCAAGGAAGUUGAUCCACAGGGCGUACGUACCAUUGGCGUCAUCACCAAACUUGAUCUUAUGGAUGAUGGUACCGAUGCUAGAGACAUUUUAGAAAAUAAGUUGCUUCCUCUACGCAGGGGCUACAUAGGCGUAGUUAACAGAAGCCAGAGAGACAUCGAAGGUCGUAAAGACAUCAAAAACGCUUUGGCAGCUGAACGAAAGUUCUUCCUCAGUCAUCCGUCGUAUCGGCAUAUAGCAGACAGACUUGGAACACCGUAUUUACAACGUGUACUCAAUCAGCAACUAACCAAUCACAUACGAGACACACUGCCGGCUCUUCGUGACAGAUUACAGAAACAGCUGUUAACCCUUGAGAAAGAUGUCGAACAGUACAAACAUUUCAGGCCUGAUGAUCCGGCGAUCAAGACUAAAGCGAUGUUACAGAUGAUCCAGUCACUGCAAUCGGACUUUGAACGAACGAUCGAGGGCUCAGGAUCCGCUCAAAUAAACACAAACGAACUCAGCGGUGGUGCAAAAAUCAAUCGAUUGUUUCACGAACGUUUCCCUUUCGAGAUCGUCAAAAUGGAGUUCGACGAGAAAGAAUUACGGAGAGAAAUUGCUUUCGCAAUCAGGAACAUUCAUGGUAUCAGGGUUGGUUUAUUCACUCCUGAUAUGGCGUUCGAGGCCAUAGUUAAGAAACAAAUAAAUCGGCUUAAAGAGCCGAGUCUCAAAUGUGUGGACCUAGUCGUACAGGAAUUAAGCAACGUCGUUCGUAUUUGUACAGAUCGAAUGUCACGUUACCCUAGAUUAAGAGAAGAGACUGAGCGUAUAAUAACGACAUACGUUAGACAGCGUGAACAAAUGUGCAAAGAACAACUGGUACUAUUGGUUGACUGCGAGCUCGCUUACAUGAACACGAAUCACGAAGAUUUCAUUGGUUUUGCCAACGCGGCGGCCAGUUGCCAUAAUGCAAGCGCCCAGCAGUCCUCGGAAAACGCCGUCAAGGCUGGACGUCACACCCUUGGUAAUCAGGUCAUUCGUAAAGGCUACAUGUGCAUACACAAUUUGGGUAUUAUGAAGGGAGGCUCUCGCGAUUACUGGUUUGUCCUUACCUCCGAAAGCAUCUCUUGGUUCAAAGAUGAAGAGGAACGUGAGAAGAAGUACAUGUUACCACUGGACGGUUUGAAGCUUCGCGAUCUCGAGCAGGGUUUCAUGUCGAGACGACACUUGUUUGCACUUUUCAAUCCUGAAGGCCGAAACGUGUACAAAGAUUACAAGCAACUCGAGCUCAGUUGCGAAACACAAGACGACGUUGAUUCGUGGAAAGCUUCGUUCCUCAGAGCCGGUGUAUAUCCGGAAAAAUCCACGGAGCAGGCGAAUGGUGAAGGCGAGGAUAAGCAGCGGGAAGGAUAUCAGGGCGGCAAUGAAGGCCAAUCCUCGAUGGACCCUCAGUUGGAACGCCAAGUCGAAACGAUAAGAAACCUCGUUGAUUCUUACAUGAAGAUCGUGACGAAAACUACUCGCGACCUUGUUCCAAAGACUAUCAUGCAUCUGAUCAUAAAUAAUGCCAAGGACUUCAUCAAUGGUGAGCUUUUGGCUCAUCUGUACGCGAGUGGUGAUCAGUCGAGCAUGAUGGAAGAAUCGCCGGAAGAGGCCCAGAAACGCGAAGAAAUGUUGCGAAUGUAUCACGCCUGCAAAGAAGCUCUCCGAAUAAUCGGUGACGUAUCGAUGGCUACAGUCUCAACGCCAGUUCCUCCACCAGUGAAAAACGACUGGUUAGCGUCGGGUGAAAAUCCAAGUCUUGGACUAUCACCACCGUCUCCGGGCGGCGGAAGACGAGGGAUGUCUCAACCACCGCCACCAGCGAGCUCCCGAGCACCACCACCAGUCCCGGCUGGUGGAAGACCGGCUCCGGCCAUUCCAAACCGACCAGGACCCGGCGGACCGCCACCGGCACGGGGCACCCCGGGCCUUCCCCCUCCUCUCAUCCCAUCGCGCCGACAAUAAGUCUUCGCACUAACCACAUAAAGAAAAACACAUAAAUACAUACAUACAAUGAUAGGGAAAGACAAAAAGACAUUGAACGCGAAAAGCACUCACACAUAACUAUCCUUUCGCUAACUAAUCGGUAUAUACGUUGUCCUAAUUAACAUACUUAGAGUUCGACGUGGUUCGCUAACAAUUGUAUAUCGUCUCACUUUAACUAUCUCCUGUCUCUUAUCCCCUCUAUUAUCUCUAUUUCGAACUAUCGAUUUAUCUGGCACGCCCCCGAAAGCCUAUAUACGAUGAGAUAUUGUUGAUUAUGAUCUAGAUACAUACAUAUAUAUAUGUACACACGUUUCUAUUGUAAGUAGAUAAUGGUACGAAGCAUUUUUAGCAUCAAUCUAGAGGGAUUUCAUUUAUCAAGUUUCCUUUCAAAAUUUGAAACUCGAUGCAAAAACAAAAUUCGCUCAUUCUUCAUCGAUGCUUGUGCUACUGUCCGUCAUAAUAAUUCACACAUUAUAAUGAUGAGGUCCAAUUAUAAUUGCUAACAAUGAUUCGAAUGAAAAAAUUGAGUAAAUUUGUACAGGGGUUCUUGCAAUUAACAUUUUGUUUUAACGAGGAAUCUGUCCUCUAUUUGUUUUUAAUUUAAACAAUCGUUAUCCGGAUAUUGAGGAAAGAAAAAUUUGUACACGAAUUUUCACGGUGAAACUCUGUAACGCCUGGUGUACGCAAUGUUGUACAUGGUAAAAUGUAUAUAAUGAUGAAAAAAAAAGUAUCGAACAAAUUGUGCUGUUGCAGUUAUCGCGAUAAUGAGAAAUUGGGAGAGAAUAAUCAAUUUAUUUGAAUGUUGUUUCCGAAAAGCGCUCACUAACAGCAUGACAUUUCAGAAUUUAUCAAAAUACUUGAGCAUUGUUAAAAUAUUUGAAAAAGGAAACCUGAGCAUCGCUUCCAUGCUUCGUCAUUCACUGUGGUAAACUACUCAGUUUCUGAACUCAAAGGAAUUUUUAUUCUAUUCAAGACUUUUUAAUAGCAACAAUGUUAUUCGUUCAAUUUUGUAACAAGAUUAAAUAUGACGUGAUUGUGUACAUAGAAAAGUAGGACUUUUGUGUAUUUUAUUUCCAUGAUUAAAUUGCUUCCAUCGAAGGAAUAAAUUUCGUUCUGGUAAAGUUCAGACACUCGGUCGUUUAUCAUCAUAUUUUUGUUUCAUCAAAGGUGUCACGGUGGUUCGAAAACAUUCAUUGUUAAAAGUCAUCAAAAGUUUAAUUGGGAGAGAUGGGAAAAAGGGAUCAUGAAUUACGAAUUUGAUCAAAGCAACCAAUAACAAGUGUCAAAAAUCCCAGCCGAACGCUUCUAUUUUUGUCCUCCUCGAUUGUUCGCUCAUUGCCAAGAUGACAAACAAUUUUCAGUAUCCAAUUCCAUUUAUAAUGAAUAUUUACAAAUUUGUUCUUGACAAUAGCUCGUUGAGCAUAAUUUUUUCCAUGAUUUCCCGCCGUUUUAAUUCACUUUUCUCAAAAUCAAACUCCUGAUGGCAGGUGAAAAUAAAAAAACAACAGAUAAAAAUGUACGAAAUUUGUCGGUGCCUGCUACAAAAAUUAGGAGUUGAUUCAGCCAAGCUCGUCAUGCCUGUUCGCUUCUAUGAGUAAAAUGAGUCUUGACGCUGUUUUGUCGUCUGAAAUUGUGUUUAGAAAUUUUUUUAAGGACUUAAUCAAUUCAAUACCAUCCAAGUUUGUUUCUUAACGUUUUUGCAAAGGUAUACAUUUACACUGAUUUCACCAAAACGUGCCAAUUUAUGAAUCGAAAAAUCCGUUAAAAUUAACACAAACGAAAAGUAAAUAUGUGUGAAAAAUGCCAGAAAGAAGAAUCCCGGGGAUCUUUUUGAACGAAUUUCAUCCUGAAAAUCACCUCCAGAAACAUCAUUUCAGACAACAAUUGGCUGUCAAUACGCCAUUGAUUAAAAAACAUCGAAUAUUAUUGAUAAAAAUGCGGACCUAACCUGUGCAGAGCCUAAUUUCGUACGUGCCGAUUUGUUAUGCUUACAAAUCGAAAUAAUAGCUACACGAAUACUGUUGUUAUUAUUAUUCUUACUAUCGUAGAUGUAAAAUGAUUAAAUAAGAUGAUAAAUUGACAUGAAACGCUGAAGAAGCAAAAACACAACUAAAUUGUUGAGAUAAUUGGUAAAAUCUGAGUGUAUACGUGGUAUGUUUAGUCGUGGGGGUGCAAUUCAGCAGAGAGUGACGCAGGCAGCGACACAGGCCGCCGUAAAUGCCGCCACGCACGAGCUCAUGGAUGUAUUCAGGAUGAAGUAAAUACGACACAUUUCAAAAAGAAUAUCUUUAUUAUUAAUAUAAAACACACUCACCUGCAAAAUCACACAAACAUAACACGUGCAAGAGAACAAUGCUGUAGCUUUCUAUGUGCAAAAAAGUCUCGUGUCCUAUUAUAUAUAUCGUGAAGGAAACACACAAAAACAUUCCUCAGAUUUCCUAAAGAAAGAAAUAAAUAAAUGAAGGAAGAAAAAGCAACAUUUCCACGUAGUAUAAUGGACGGUAGACUGUUCAGGGUUGAGAAUGCAGAUACUAAUGAAUUGUUCGAUGAUUGGCCAAAACCAUAAUGAUUUUUUAUUUUCGUUAAUUCCUUGCAACGGAUUUGCCAAAAGAUUUAUAUCCAUUUUCUAUCUCCGCAUGUUCUCCGAUCUCCAACCUACCAUGAAAUUUUUUCUCUCUUUUCUCCGUAUCUCGCUUUUCCAAUCCAUUGUCCAAGUUACUUGCCAAAAAGGAACGCGAGCACUCGUCCGAAAAAUGACUCGAUCGUUGGUGCUCGCAGUUAUCGAUUAAUGAGAUUUAUCAAGUUUUUCAUUAUCUUACCAUUUUUUAUUUAUACAAUAAUUCCAAUGAGUAGUUGCCUAUUCGGUGGUUGCACGAAAAAUAGACAUAACCAUUGACACAUGUUCGGUGAAUCGAACAAAAUUACCUGAAAAGUCUACCACCGUUCUUUUAAGGCGUAAAAAUGAUCUAUUUACAUUUACUGUACUUUCAAUAAUACUUUUACGAAACCAUACGAGACGUUGAGUAGCCAAAUGUCAUGCUGUUGGAUGAUCGACGUUGUUACAAACUCGUACGAUUGAAAUUCGUGACUAAAUUAUUCAUUGUAAAAGAGUGUUGAGUCUCAAAAUUUUUCUUCUGUAUUACGAUAUCCCAAAUGCCGUAUAGGAAAACCUUACUUAUACAUACUUCAAAUAUACAUGAGUGAGAUAUGUAUUUCGCAAUCCGAUUUAGCGCGCAGGUUACCACCACCGUUUGUAGGGUUAUAGAAUAGUUUCGUGUUUUUUUUUUCCAUGAAAAUCAUGAACUGGUGAAUCUCCUAUUGCUCCUCCUUAAUUUUUUGCCUCUUCAAUCGUCCGUAAGAUGAAUUAUCGUCGUACUAUAAUGCAGUGAUAACUCGCGUUUUCACGAUUUUAAGAGUUGUUCGAAAAUACAUUGUGGAAGCCAUUUGCUCAUGGAAAUUCUGAUAAUUUUGACCUCACGUUCAAUCGAAAUUGCCAUUUUCUCAAUAUCCGUUACCCUUUUUUUCAUUAUUCUCAACGAUUUUGAACUAGUCUGUAAAUACAGAGAGAAGAGACAUUUUUUGGAAACUUCCAACCCCGAAGGCUUCAGGCGGCGUUUUCGAAAUAUUCCUAACCUCAAAAUGAUGACCGAUCGAAUACAUGAUGUAAAUACGAUGAUUAUUUACGAAUCGAUCACAAUUCGUAACAUGCACCGUGUCAAAAUGUUAAAAACAAAUUAUAAAUAUAUAUAUAUAUUUAAAGAAAAAUGUAUAUCUUACGCUAAUAUUGAAUCGCAGUUAAGUAUCGAGAGAUCGCGAUGCGGGCAUCGACUCACCACGCAUUUUCCACUUUCGACAAUUUGCAAAAAACUAACCUCAAAAGAGUGAAUCAAAGAAACUUUGCAGAUGUCAGUGCCGUCUAUAAAUUAAGCUGUCCUUUUUGUUCAGAUCGGUGCAAAGCUUCGUUUGCCGAAUGAGAAUCUCAAAAAACGAACAGCGAGGCCUAACUAUUUUCAUAGAAAGACCUUUUUUUCCCCCCCCACUCUUGAAAAAUUCAGACCGGUGUACCGUUUUCGUUGGAAAUUCUCGAAUCUCUUCGAGAUUGACCAAAGAUCGAAACAUUGCAUAAAUUUCGAACAGACAAACACGUUGGUCGGUGCCCUCGUCUCUCUGUGCCCGGUUUAUUUUUUAUUCACGAAUAAAAGGCAUCGUGCGCUAGGAAUAACGAAAAAAAAAAAAAAAAGAAAACAUGACGACUAAGCGAGAAAACGAAAAAGGGACAAAACAAACAAAUAAUAUGGAGAAUAAAAUUGCGUACAACCACGAGUGUUGUUAUUGUAUUGUUACUGUACAGUGUAAACGUAUAUAUUUAAUCAUUCCAUGCACUGGUAACCGCCCGAUUUAGUAGUACAUCGGGGAAUGAAGGAAAAAAACGUUCGUCAAAAAAAAAACAAGAAAAGAGAAGAAUAUAGUUAUUAACGAUACUUAUUAUUAUUGUUGCUGAUUAUUGAACAUUAUCGAUAAAUAAGUUGGUAGAAUUAUUUGUAGCUUGUACCUCGUCCAACGUUCGGUAGGUCGUAGCGAGCCAUUUCACGUGGAUGUUAAAAACAUUGAAUUAAAGCACGAGACGAGGCUAAUAAAGAUACUAUUUAAAAAACAAUUAAAAAAAGUGAUAAAAGUUAAUCAUUUGUUCGGCGCUCUUACAGCGAGCCUGAAAGAAGCAUAUCAAUUUAGCUGCAUUUAGCGCGUGACGUGGAGAGGUUAACGUUCGUAUUUAUACUUUCGGUUUGUCAACGAACAAUAUUCACUCAUUGUUUAUUUUAUUUUCAAUUAUAACGGUUAUUCAAGUUUUUCGUUACACUCACAAAACACACUCUCGUCCAUUGCGUUUAAAUGAAAUUUUUCAACGAUACAAUCGUCCUCGGAUCCUUGAAUUUUACUGUUCAGCGAACGCCAAGGAACGCGCAGUAAGAAAAUCAACAACGAAAAGAGAAAAAUAAAAUACAUAUUGAGGUUGUUGACGAAAGCUUGUUGGACGGGUGCGAUCAAUUAUGAAAAUACGCGAGAGUCGCUAUCCUCAUCAUUAUUUUCAUUAUUGUCAUUAUGCUAUACACACGUCUCUCUCUUUCUAAUAUAUAUAAAAAUAUAUACAUUUCUUGCGACACGUCGCCUGUAUGAAAUAAAACAAGGAACAUGUCUGUGAUGGACAGUAUAAGAUGUGUGUUUCCUUGUCGCGAUAAUCGCAAGUCAAUUAAUCGAAACUGUCCUCUCUCUCUCUCUCUUUUUCUCUCAAAAAAGCAAAUAAUAUAAUAUAUAUAAAAGUUUUCUCGUAAAUUUCGAUCGAGACAUUGUCCCGUUAUUUUAUUUCUAUUUUAUUACACGAAAGAAAAGCGAAUAAUUUGGCCGGAUGAUCCUUCUUGUUGCGUUGAAACGAUUUGACGGAGCUACGAAAUAGUUUUGUGUUCUCCUAAAAAGCGGUAACGGCCACCGUCUCGAGUGAACGCAUCGAGACAUUAUCGUCUAUGAAAAUGUAUGCCGCCGCUCGCUUUUGUGACGAAAACCUCACGUAGUCCGAAAUAAACGAAGAGAAUAAGAAACGAGAAAAAAACGACACCGUUGAUGCGUUUUAUUGCGAUAAUAACGUAGUUUUUAAGGUUAUGAAAGAAUGGCGGGGGAAAAUACUGUCGUCACUUGUCGUCCGCGGCGCUGGCAGCGCUGGUGCGAAGUGACGGUUGAAAAAAAAGGAAUCUAAAUAAAAUUAGUGUUUAGCUGAUUACACACGAAGCAAAUCGAUGCGAAUUUUAGAACGGGUUAUGCCACCACGCACGAAUAUAAACGGAACGAAUAAAAUACAAAUAAAGAAAACGUGGACGAUAAAUCGUCGUGUUUGUCACUAACUGAAAAUAACCUCAACGAGUACGUUAUUCGUCGUACCGAUUGUUUCACUCACCAUUUAUAGUAAUAAAGAUAUAUUUACGAUUAUUUAUAAUAGUAUCAUCAAUAUUAUUAUAUUAUUAGUAUCGACAUCGGUAAUCUUUCAUUUUCGAAUACACCCAUCGACGAUUAUCAUCGUGAUUCAAAUUUCGAUAAAACGAUAAGGAACAAGGAUUUAGAUGAGUGGAAGUGUGCGUAUAGAGCGCGAGUCGUGUAUUCGAGCAAAAAAAAAGAAAAAGAAAAAAAAUUAUCUGAAUAGAAUUGAUAUUCAUUCGAAAAUUCGAGAUCCGAAUUGAAAUUCAAAGUCCCAUUUUGCUUCAGUUUUAUCUUCAAAUUUUCAAUAUUAAAUAUGUGUCAAUGCCAUGAAAAAAGUAUAGAGAA